Messenger RNA from Lathyrus sativus (Indian pea), 1470 nucleotides. Lineage: Eukaryota; Viridiplantae; Streptophyta; Magnoliopsida; Fabales; Fabaceae. The record is from the annotation of a GenBank genome assembly.
AUGCCUCCACUAUUAUUUGUUCCCUCUUUGGAGAUGAUUAAACUCGUAGUUUUACCAACAGUUUUGGCACUUUUUGUCCUCAUUUUGCAUUUCAUCACAAGAAUUGUCAAACUCAAUAAACUGAAUCUUCCUAAGGGAACCUUAGGAUUACCUAUUAUUGGAGAAACCUUAAAGCUUUUCAAAGCUAAUCUUGAGGAGAAGCAAAUAAGGUUCAUACAAGAGAGAAUGAAGAAAUAUGACUCAAGGGUUUUCAAGACAUCACUGUUUGGAGAGAAUAUUGCUGUGUUUUGUGGAACAGCUGGGAACAAAUUCUUGUUUAGCAAUGAAAACAAGAAUGUUCAAUUGUGGUGGCCAAGUUCAGUUACGAAGCUCUUAAGGUUGUCUCUUGUUAAUGAAGCUGGUGAUGAAGCAAAGAUAACUAAAAGGUUGCUUAUGAGUUUUCUUAAUCCAGAAACACUAAGAAAUUACCUGCCAAAAAUGGAUAGAAUUGCUCAGCAUCAUAUCAACAAACAUUGGAAAGGGAAGGAACAGGUUGUUGUCUAUCCAAUAGUACAGCUAUACACAUUUGAAUUGGCUUGUUGCUUAUUUUUAAGCAUGGAAGAUCCUAUCCAAAUAUCAUACCUUUUAUCAUAUUUUGAAGAAUUUCUCAAAGGUGUCAUUAGCUUCUCCAUCAAUUUUCCUGGAACAAGGUUUCAUACGGCAAUGAAAGCUGCAGAUGUAAUAAAGAAAGAAAUUAAAUUGAUUAUGAAGAAAAGGAAAAAGGACUUAGAAGAAAAGAAAGCAUCACCUACACAAGACCUUUUAUCACAUUUACUUGUUACAUCUGACACAAGUGGAAGGUUUAUGAGUGAAGCGGAGAUUCUUGAUAACAUGUUACUACUUCUUUUCGCUGGCCAUGACACUUCUAGUUCAUUAAUAUCAUUAAUCAUGAAGUAUCUUGGAAAUUUGCCUGAGGUUUACGAACAAGUGUUGAAAGAACAACUUGAAAUUAGCCAAGGGAAAGAGGAAGGAGAGUUAUUACAAUGGGAGGAUGUUCAAAAAAUGAAAUACUCUUGGAAUGUUGCAUCUGAAGUUUUGAGGCUGUCGCCACCAGUCAACGGUGCUUACAGAAAUGCUAUAAAGAAUUUGACCUAUGGUGAUUAUAACAUCCCUAUUGAUUGGAAGCUGCAUUGGAACACUCGUACAACACACAUGGAUCCAACACUGUUUACAAAUCCUGAAAAAUUUGAUGCAUCAAGAUUUGAAGGAGAAGGGCCAAUACCUUAUUCAUAUGUUCCAUUUGGAGGAGGACCGAGAAUGUGUCUGGGGCAAGAGUUUGCUCGGCUAGGGAUACUCGUGUUUAUGCAUAACAUUGUGAAACGAUUCAAGUGGGAUUUAGUUAAUCCUGAUGAGAACUUCAAGUAUGAUCCUAUGCUAGAACCUGAAAAGGGGCUUCCAAUUCAACUUCAUCCUUUCCAUUACACAUCAUAA